GCUGGCCAAUGAGAGGGCAGCGGGCGUUCCUAUCCCCCCGCUCCCCCCCAGCUCCCACAGGUGGAGGUUACGACCGGCGGGGUAGGGGUCGCGCUCCCGGCGACUUAGCUUCAACUUUGCGAUGUCUUCCCCUGAGAUCGCUUCCCUUUCUUGGGGUCAGAUGAAGGUAAAAGGUUGCUCUACGACCUAUAAGGACUGCAAAGUCUGGCCGGGAGGAAGCCGAACCUGGGAUUGGCGAGAAACUGGGACUAAUGUGUGGAUAUCAAAUGUAAACGGACUUGGGAACACAACUUGGAGAACCAUAAAGCAUUCUCCAGGAGUGCAACCAGCUGACCUUGAAGAAGUUGUCAAGAAGGGUGUUAAAACUAUGGUGAUUGGUCGUGGCAUGAGCGAGGCUUUGCAGGUUCCUCCAUCUACCCUGGACUAUCUGAAGAAAAAUGGGAUCGAUGUGUUGGUCUUGCAAACGGAGAAGGCUGUGGAAAAGUACAAUGCCCUGGCUGCUCAGGGUGUCAAAGUGGGGGGAGUCUUCCAUUCAACCUGCUGAAGCUUUACAGCUCAUUCCGCCUUCCUCGACCGCAGCUGAAUCACGGACACACCUCUCCGCUGCAUCAAAUUACAGUCAACAGAGCAUGGGCUUACGUGCCAAGGCGUUUGUGUGCCGACAAUCUAAAAUGCAAGGGCAGCUUAUUAGUUCAGGAUUUAAACAAACUGAGCACUCACAAAAGGUGGCUGUUAAUGAAAUCAUUUAAUUACAGAACCGUUCCCAUAUGUUCCUGAGAUUGACCUAAUCUUCCUCUGAAGACUGUCCGUAUUCUGGUUACUUAACUUUUCACCUGUUGGCUAAAUUAAGAUAAUAGGCUUUAAAUACAUUUUAUUAGGAAAUGGCCUGAAAUCACAUUAAUGGCUGUUGGAAUGCAGCCGUAAGAUAGCUGCUGAGUGAAAUCAAGUGGUGGAUACAAAGUGGUCAUAAAGAAGCUCUUUACCACUGCUGUAUAAAUAAGUUAAAAAUAAAAUAAAUUAAAAAGCGAACCCAGAACAUACAACUUUGCCUCCUGCUGGCGACUUCAGUAUUGGCUAUGCAGACCUGUUUGUUAUGAUUCAAGAACCUCACGUAAUUUAGCACUUUUAAAUUUUACAUUAAACCUGGAAAAAGAAAAUAAGGAUGGAAUAAACAUAAAAUCUAGACCUUAAAGAAUUUUCCUGUGAAGUGUGAGGAUUGGGUUGUGCAAUACAUAUCUACUCAAAAGUCCUUAUGUGCGUAAAUUCAUCAGAUCCAUUACAAGACUGGAGCCUGCAACAUAAAAUGUUGAUCUUUAGGAAAUCAGUCUAAGCUGCUGCUAGCAAGCUGGGGGUGGAUGUGAGAAUUCUUACUGGCCAUCAUUAUCCAAUUAUUUAAACAUUGCACCAAACAGUGUAUUAUUACACAGAAAAAUUAAAAAGGUCUCUCAGUUGUU
Messenger RNA from Phalacrocorax carbo (great cormorant), 1454 nucleotides. Lineage: Eukaryota; Metazoa; Chordata; Aves; Suliformes; Phalacrocoracidae. The record is from RefSeq and is a predicted model, not a curated record.